GCCCGGAGGCGAGGGUGGGCUUAGUGCAUGGCUGUUCCCUCAUCUCUACCUUAGCUAGAUAGAGCCCCUUUUCUUAAUUAAGGAGGAGAGGAAGACAAGAUCUUCAGUUCUUCACUGAUCAUAUAGAUCGACAGCGUUGGAUCGAUCAUUUUUCGUUUAUUUCGUUCUUGUUCUUGAUCUCCCCUCUCGAUCUGCAAGACCACACCGUACCGCACCGUCCUGGCAUCCUUGCUGUUUUUCUCCCCAAGGAUCUAGUUCGAUCUUCUUGCCAGUUUUUCCAUGCAAAACUAAUACUACAAGGGUUCUCUUCCAGUUUCCAUCCUUGUUUUCAGUUUUCUCCUAAUAUUCGUCGUUCUCACCAAAACUUGUUCUUCUUCCGAAAAAAAAGAAAGAGCCCACGUACGUGUAGAUCCAGAGACCUAACACUCCUCUCCUCCUCGAUCCUACCAGCAAGCCCGGCCCAGAGAGAUGGAAAACGUUCUGCUGGAUCGAUCUUCCGGGAGCUUCGAGUCGUUCCCGAGGAGGGACGUCGCAUACUACGGCGCCGGUUGCCAUCCGGGACCCGGAGCGAGACCGCGCGGCGCCUACGGCUACAUGCCUACGUACUGCCCGCAGUACCACCACUUCCAGAAAGGCGGCGCGUGGAGCUCGGCGCCUCCACGCGCGAGGGCGACGAGGCCUCAGAUAUACUCGUCGCCGUCCCUCCCUCUCCUGCCUUCCAACCAGCCGCCGCUCCUGCCUCUCCCACCCACCGCCCCCCAGUACGUCCCCUACCCACCGCCUCCAACGCCGCCGCGUGGCGUCAUGAUCAGGCCGGCAGCGAUGACGGCGGCAAACGUCGUCCCGGCACCGGCCUCGCGGCAGGGCCAGGGGGACAGGAGGAGGAGGAGGCCGGCUAGGCCGCCGCCAGAGCAGGCGAGGGCGCAGAAGAAGACGAGGCCGCUGGAGCGGGCGGCGCCGCUGCCGCCGGCGCCGGCGGUGGCCGAGGCGCUGGACGACCUCGAGCGCGAGGUGGCCCGGACCUUCGUCCAGGACCUGCUGCACGCGCUGGCGCCGCCGCCCAGCAGCCUGCCGCUGCCGACCUUCUCCCUCGUCGGCAAAGCAGCGUCGUCGCCCCCGCGCGGCAAGCUGGUGGGGCCGGCAGCCGCCGCCGCCCCGUUCUGCAACGCGGAGGUGGCCAACGCCGACGGCCUCCGCCGCCUCCUCCGCCUCUAGGCCGGCCGGCCGGCCGGAUCGGCGUGCCGUUAAGUUUGAUCUACAACGACUUGAUUAUUAUUAUUGGUUUCCCCUCCAAAACUAUUAUUUCUUGGCUGGGGAAAAUAUACAGGUACUACUCGUAUUGAAAGUAGAAAGAAAAAGAAUAAUGUUUGUGUAUUAGAAGAAGACAGGGAGAAAAGCUGUGUGACGCUGGAGCAAUGGUCGGUGGAGUUGUCCGGUGGCGUGACCGUGAUGUGGGCGUUGGAUGGACGCUCUGGCCUGCUUCUGUGCUGCGGUGCAAAUUAAAGGGGGUUGAUUGGGACGUACGUCGAGGUGAUGAAGAAGAUGUUAAUCCAGCUCCGUGUGUCGUAGAUCGAUGUCUAGGUUUUACGUAAACGUGCUUGCGUGCUUAAUUAUGGUAUCCACGUAGUAGUAGUGUUGCUAUUGUUCUUGAUUGGGUGAUGAGUUUUUUGAAUUGCCCUGUAUCAAGAGAUUAAUUAGUAUGGUAAUGUAUGUCCGUACAAGUGACUCGAAUAUGAGGUGUGUAUACAUAUUGUUUUCUUGUGAUGUAUCCAUCCCGUACGUGGAUUACACGGUCGCGUGAAUUUCGGGGAUGAAAUGAGUGGUCGACUGCUUGUCUAGACAUUUGCUAUGUACUUAUUCCAGUUGAAAAAUCAACCGACCAACAAGAAUGGGUAA
Messenger RNA from Brachypodium distachyon (stiff brome), 1896 nucleotides. Its product is annotated as amyloid beta A4 precursor protein-binding family B member 1-interacting protein. The record is from RefSeq and is a predicted model, not a curated record. The coding region runs from base 469 to 1215 and encodes 248 amino acids. The transcript has a single exon. Lineage: Eukaryota; Viridiplantae; Streptophyta; Magnoliopsida; Poales; Poaceae.